This is a messenger RNA of Hevea brasiliensis (rubber tree), 554 nucleotides long. RefSeq names its product calmodulin-like protein 5. Lineage: Eukaryota; Viridiplantae; Streptophyta; Magnoliopsida; Malpighiales; Euphorbiaceae. The record is from RefSeq and is a predicted model, not a curated record. The transcript has a single exon. The coding region runs from base 133 to 402 and encodes 89 amino acids. Gene Ontology annotation, molecular function: calcium ion binding.
GUGGAAUCCUUUUAUGGUCACCUAUGGCAACUCUAUAUAAAGCUUGGAGUAAGCAACAUAUAUGGUCAUCUAUAGCAUCGAAAAUAUUAGAAAAAUUAAGCAGAAUCAGAGCCCCAUAGUGCGGUUGCGAAGAUGCCCCUUUCCGUGCCAAAAUCUGUGAGUGGGACUUAUACGGAAGGGCAGCUGAAGGCCAUCUUCAAAGAGCACGAUGCCAACGGCGAUGGUCGGCUUAGCAAGGAAGAGAUGAAGAAGGCGUUUCAACAACUGGGUUCUCGCCUCCCCGGAUGGAGGGUCCGCCGGGCGCUUCACCACGCUGAUGCUAAUGGUGAUGGUAGCAUCAGUGUGGAUGAGCUUGAUGAGCUUGUCAAAUAUGUUGGUCAAUUUGGUUAUAGUAUUCAGUAGAAAGAAAUCUCUUUUUCUUGUUAUACCCUUUGCAAGAAAUUAUUAAAGGGUUUUGUUAUUAUAAGAAAUUAAUGUUCCAUAUGCAAGUUUAUGCAUAUGUGAUCCAGCUUGUUGCCUGUUAUAAUAAGAUUCAAGCUAGCUUAAUUAUACUA